AUGAACGAGAAGUCUAGAAGGAAGGCUUACGUAACAAAUAUAUCAGCCUUGAGUAAUGACAAUAGCAGCGUUCUGAGGGGAAAAACGUACUACACGAACACAAAGGAAAUAGAUCUAAACAAUAAUAAUAGCAGUAAUAAUAGAGGCAAUAAUAUUAGUGGAUUCAAUAACAACAAUUUUAGUAAUGAAUCGAAUGUUGUGUUAGAUGACUUUCCUAAAUUACCCCUAAAGAAUAUAGAAUCUUGUGAAGAUGUGUACAACAUUUUUUAUAUAAGAGAUCAAUAUAUUAUAGGAAAUAAAAAUAUUUCAAUAAAUAAUGAUCAUAUAAUAUUACUAGAGACUAUAUUAGAUAAGAUAGAUACAGCAAUAAGUGAGAUGUGUUCUGAAGAGAAUUACUCUACAAAAAAAAUAUUAGCAAGUGUACAUGAAAAAAUUUAUAAUUUAUAUAACAGUUUUAAAAAAAUAAAAAAUAUACCACCUGAAUUAUCAAAUGCAUAUGAUUGCUUUAAAAGUAAUGUUAUAUUUGUACGGAGUAGACAAUUUAAAAAAAAUUAUGUAUAUGAUAAUUUAAUUAAUAUAUAUACUUACUUACGAGAUAGUGAAUUACAACAAGAUAACAUAGAGACUAUAAAUGAACCAUUGUAUAUAAAUGAUAAAGCUAUAUCUACGGCAUCUUUUAUUAAUAAAAAUAUGCUCACAGCAAAUGAAUAUAUUGAAUAUUUACCUAUGAAAUUCAAUCCUCAUUUUUUAGAAUUAAAUAAAAUUUCUAUAUACUAUUUAUAUGAAGAAUCGAUCAACCAUAUUAUCUGGCAAAAAGCUUUAGACGAGUUAAUUGUUGUUAAAGCUUUGGCAGAUAUACCAUAUUUUGACUUAUCCGAAGUAGAGGGGUUUGAUUUUAAAAAAAUGAAAUCAGGUCAAAGACAGUGGUAUCCUUUAUACAUAGCUAAAGAAUUAAGUGAGGAAGGCUUAGCUACUGUCGAAUUUCCUUUCUGGUUUUAUAUUGAUAAUUUAAAAAAUAUUUAUAAAAAAGAAUUUGAGGAUUUAUUUGAACUCACAGACUUACCUAGUCCUUUCUUCUUUGAAAUUUCAUCCAUGUUUUUAGAAAACAAUUCAUUUAAAAAUUCCACGCCCAUAGAAACCAUUGGCCACAGGACACCCUACAAGUAUAUCCUUAAAGUGGCUGGACUUAUUCAAGACAUAAGGCAAAAGCGCAUACACAAAAUUAUGAACAAGUUUAAAAGCUGUGAUAUAUUCUCGGAUAUAUUAAUCAUAAACAACAUUCAGAUAUAUGAGACGUACUGUGUUAAUUAUUUAGCGUCUGUUUUCUUUCAAAGACAGAGUAAUACAAAUGCAAUAAAUGAAAAUUUCGACGUAAGGAAUUAUUUGUUUGACCCAUUUAUUUUUAGCUCCUAUAAUGUGUAG
Plasmodium malariae is the source of this 1422-nucleotide messenger RNA. Its product is annotated as DNA replication complex GINS protein, putative. Gene Ontology annotation, biological process: DNA replication; double-strand break repair via break-induced replication. The record is from RefSeq and is a predicted model, not a curated record. The transcript has 2 exons. Gene Ontology annotation, cellular component: nucleus; GINS complex. NCBI's taxonomy places the organism in Eukaryota, Apicomplexa, Aconoidasida, Haemosporida, Plasmodiidae. The coding region runs from base 1 to 1422 and encodes 473 amino acids.